AUGGGGAAUCGUAGCAGUGAAUACACAGCUCUUGAAAAUGCACAGCGUUUUAACGAAUUAGCAAAAGAGGCUUUAGAAAACCAGAAAUUAGCGAAGGAGGCGCCCAAUGCUACGAUUCAGCCUGAGGAUGAAACUUCUGUGAAUGCUCUUAAGAUAAACGCUCUCCGCCAAGAAAUACAUAAACUUAUCCAAGAGAAUGAUGAAAUGAAGAAAACUAAUGAGAGUUUAGAGACAAAACUGGAUGAGCUUCAGCAAGAGAAGGAUGGCAUCAAUGGCGAACUUCUACAGGCACAGAAUAACCUGGCUGCCACAGUUAAAGAUUCUUGGAGACGUGUCUCAAAUCUUUCCAUAAAGAACGAGUCUCUUACCCUAGAGCGUGAUAAGCUGACACAAGAAAGAAUUUCAUGGAAUGAAGAGAAGAGUGAGCUGAGGAAAGUCAAUGAUGAAGUUCAGAAUCUCAGUGAGAUGUUAAAGAGAGAAUUGAUGGAGCUGAGGCAACAAAAGGAUAGCAUCAAUCGCGAACUUCUACAUGCACAGACCCAAAUUGAAGAUUCUUGGAGACGUGCCUCAAAUCUUUCCAUAAAGAACGAGUCUCUUACCCUAGAGCGCGAUAAGCUGACAAACGAAAGAAUUUCUUGGAAUGAAGAGAAGAGUGAGCUGAGGAAAGUCAAUGGUGAAAUUAAGAAAACUAAUGAGAGUUUAGAGACAAAACUGGCUGUGCUUCAGCAAGAGAAUGAUGUCAUCAAUAGCGAACUUCUACAUGCAGAGAAAACCAUUGCUUAUGCAGAGAAAACAGUUGCUGCCCAAAUUGAAGAUUCCUCAAACCUUUCCAAGAAGAAUGAGUCUCUCACCGUAGAGAUUCAGAGUUUAACCGACAAGUUGACAAACGAAUCUGCCGAAGUAAUCAUCCCCAAUUCCCCACUGGAAAAGAUUGUUAACUUGUUUCCUUGUCAAUGGAUGAAGAAUAUUGUUGCUCCUAAGGGUCAUAUAGGUGGAGAUGAAUUAGGGAGCUUCAUGGGUGCUCUGGUAUCUACAACUGCUCUUAUUGUCACCUAUUCAAACAAAGACAAAGCCACUGCUGGUCUUGCCUUUUUUUCUUUGCUGGGGACCAUGAUUGGUAAAUCCUUCAACAACGUCGUGAGCUAUAUGUCGAUGGAAAAGGACGCUAGGAUUCUCUCAUGUUUAUCAAAAGCCCCCAAUUCCCUCCCUUGGAUCCUUAUUGGAGGAGGAAUACCGAUAUUGGCAGGAGGCUUCAUACCAGACUGGAACAUCAGAUUGAUCAUUACCUCCUUAAUUUCCAUGGCUAUGAAAGUGGGAACCAGCUGCAUGUGGAGCAUCUCUUAUGGAAUCAAGGCUGAUAAGGUAUCUCUCAUAGUUGCCUUGCGUGUUAUAGGAAUUAUCAUUGCAGCAGGCAUUCCUGCCUUGAGCAGUAUUGGCCAGAAAAGUCAUGUCCCCACUGGUCAGGCGCUGAUCAAUGAUAGUUGA
Molecule: messenger RNA, 1485 nt
Organism: Microthlaspi erraticum
Lineage: Eukaryota; Viridiplantae; Streptophyta; Magnoliopsida; Brassicales; Brassicaceae
Source: the annotation of a GenBank genome assembly